GUUCGUGAUGCGAGCAGUAUGGCAGCCGCCUGAGAGCCGAAUAGCCGCAGCAGGACUUCCCGGACUCGCAGCCCACUAUCCCGGUCUGGCAGGUGGGUGAGCCCGGUCUGGGCGUGUUAUGUGUUAUGUGCCGCACGUCCUCCUGGCAGGAGAGCUGGGCUGUAUAAUGUCAGGAAACCACCUGCCUGUACAUGGGGAGAGCAGUGCGAGGCCUGUCAUACCUUCAUAUUAAAUGUUACAGUCAGUCUGGGGGAUUCAGUAUAUACACACCCAGGGCAAUGAUCCCCCCAAUACUGGCACUGCUCAUCACAGCUUGCUAAUGUGUAGCCAUAUUCCAUUACAGAACACCUCUUACCUAUAAUCUCACUGUGCCCCCUCCCCUCCUAGAACACCUACUGCCUAUAAUCUCACUGUGCCCCCUCCCAGAACACCUACUGCCUAUAAUCUCACUGUGCCCCCUCCCAGAACACCUACUGCCUAUAAUCUCACUGUGCCCCCUCCCAGAACACCUACUGCCUCUUUAUAAUCUCUACCUGUGCCCCUCCCAGAACACCUACUGCCUCUAUAAUUCACUGUGCCCUCCCCUCCUAGAACACCUACUGCCUAUAAUCUCACUGUGCCCUCCCGCCCAGAACACCUACUGCCUAUAAUCUCACUGUGCCCCCUCCCCUCCUAGAACACCUACUGCUUGUAAUCUCACUGUGCCCCCCUCCUCUCCUAGAACACCUAUUGCCUAUAAUCUCUACCUCAGCUCCCUCCUGCACACCUACUGCCUAUAAUCUCACUGUGCCCCUCCCAGAACACCUACUGCCUAUAAUCUCACUGUACCCCCCUCCCAGAACAUCUACUGCCUAUAAUCUCACUGUGCUCCCCUCCCAGAACACCUACUGCCUAUAAUCUCACUGUACCCCCCUACCAGAACAUCUACUGCCUAUAAUCUCACUGUGCCCACCUGCCCUUCCAGAACACCUAUUACCUAUAAUCUCACAGUGCCCACCUCUCCUCCCAGGUUACCUCUUACCUAUAAUCUGUGCCCCCCUCCCCUUCCAGAACACCUAUCUAUAAUCUCUCUGCGCCCACCUACCCUCCCAAAAUACCUAUUACCUAUAAUCUCUCUGUACCCACCUCCCCUUCUAGAACACCUAUUACCUAUAAUCUCGAUGCCCACUUACCCACCCAGAAACCUAUUAUCUAUAAUCUCUCUGUGCCCACCUCCCCUUCCAGAACACCGAUUGCCUGAAUGUAUUCUGCCCAACUACCCAUCCAGACAACAUUACCUAUAAUCUCUGUGCCCACCUCCUCUUCCAGAAUACCUAUUGCCUAUAUUCUCUCUAUAUGAGCCCACUGUUAUUUCUAGAGCCAUUGUUACUUAUAAUCGAUUUACCGGCGCGCCCUAUCCCUAACAGACUGUCUAUUAGUAUUGGCUAGGCAUUGAAGCUCCUGGUCAAGUGGUCAGUCUUACCCAUGAAGCGGUCAGCUUUUACCGUCCUGGGAGUCCUAGGAAAGGAGGUUCACAGUCCCUCUGGUUUUCAUCUAACUAUCUAAUGUGUAUAUAAUGUAAUCAGGGUUUAAAACGGGAGGGAGACUUGACUUUGUGAAUUCUCAUACAUAUCUGAAGCCCCAUAGAUAUAUUUUGGUGAGAAACUAGGUACCCUUAUGGUCACUGUACUGCAGUCUAUUCUAACUUCACAUUUAUCUUUUCAAAAACAAAUUUGUAUUUUAUAAAUAGCUUAUUUUGCUUUGUAGUGCCAUUUUUUUGCUUUUUUUUUUUUAAAGUUAUAUUUUUUUUAAUACAAAAUAUUAGGCUUUGUAACAAGGUAAGACAAUCUGAAUCAUUUUAAUGUUUUUUUUUUUUUUUUUUCCUUUUAUUACUUAGAUUUAGUUUAGAAAGUGGAGCUCAGGGUGCAUUAUGAGGGAGUGGCAGUGUAGCACGGUAAGAUCAGGAUAUAUUAAUGUUUAUAGUCAAUCUUCUGGCCUUUUCUGUCAGCCCAAUUUCAGUGAUAUACAACACUCCAAGUAAUGCAAAUACCCCAGAAGGUGACAACGCUGAUUUAAAGUAGAACUGUCCCUUAUCUGGAAAUGGCAUACACUAAAAAAAAAAAAACAUUAAAAAUCACCAAUAACUCAUAUUAAAUAUUUAGCAAAUGACUUCCCAAGCCACGGACAGCCAGCUCACACAUUGCAAAGUAAAAACAUAAAUAAUAAAUAUGCCUUUAUCUGCUGAAUGUCAUAUGCAAAUAGCAGCAUAUAAAUGUGGUUGACAGGGGACGAGAUGGAGGAACCCAGUUUCAGGAUAAAGAGGUGUUGAUUUCUACAUUUAUAUAUAUAUUUUUUUAAAGACCUACCUCACAAAUAUGUUUGCAAAAUAUAGGGUAAGUAAGCAUAAAAUGAAUCCUGGGGAGUUAGAUGCCCCUUUUAUUCGGCUUUCUAUUUUUAUUUCAGUUUUACUCUGUGACGGUCGUUUAUUUAGGCUGUUGGGUUAGUAUGUGGUACGGCUUCCAUGGUGUAUGAUGGCCCUUGGAACGUUACCUGUUUCCUGUGUAUUCCAAGGUUGUACAAGGUUGAUAAUAUUUCAGUACCAAUCACUGUUUUGACCAGUUCGUCCAAAUCAAAACCCUUUUAAUCCACAGCUGGACUAAUCAGUUCAUCAAGGAUUUACAAGUAGAGUAUUAUUCAGCGAAUAAAACUCCACAGUUAAACCUGGGCAAAUAUAUUAAUUCGGGGUGUGGAUUAAAAUAAAAGGAUUUUGAUUUGUUCAAACCGUUCUAAGCACAUUUUUUGCACAAGUCUGAUCAGCACUAAUAGAUAUCUCCAUUUCUCCAGUAUUUAAAGGAUUAAUCCUCCUCAUAUACUAUAUAGUUCACUAUUACGUCUGUUUUAAAGGAACAUUUCAAGCACCAUAACUACUACAGGGCGCUGUUGUGGUUCGACUGCCUGGCGGCCCCACAUUGUCAAUAGUCAAACUAUUUUGGAAUGGUUUGAUUUCUUACCUAGUGCCUGCCAGGUGCAGACAAAAAAACUGCCACGUAGGAGUUUCCGAUGGCUCUAUUGCGCUAAGCCUUGCAUCACUGGCUUAACUCAGAGAGCUUCCGGGUCACUAAAGGCUGUACUGAGGAUUUUCUUGCCACAGGUAAUAAGUCAAACUGUUCUAAAAUGACUUAAAGGGACACUCCAGGCACCCAGACCACUUCUGCCCAUUGGAGUGCUCUGGGUGCCAAGUCCCACUACCCUUAACCCUGCAAGUUUAAUUAUUGCAGUUUUCAUAAACUGCAAUAACUACAUUGCAGGGUUAACUCCUCCUCUAGUGGUUGUCUACUAGACCGCCACUAGAGGGCAAUUCCUGGUUUCUAGCACAGGUUUUCUGUGCUAGAGCGUCGCUCAAUUCCCAUAGGAAAGGAUUGAAAGCAUUUUCAAUACUUUCCUAUAGAGGUCUAAUGCGCGCUCGGUCUCCCUCAUCGGAUGAUGUCGGUGAGGGAGGAGCGUGGGUGGACCCGAAACCACCGCCGAGGGACGUUGGCGGGGGUCUCAGGUAAGUCACUGAAGGGAUUUUCACCCCUUGAGCAACAUGGGAUGGGUAGUGGGAGGGAGAGGGUACCUGCAGUACCAGGAAAACGGUUUGUUGUUGAGACAGAGAUGUCAGUGUGGACUUGGCUGAAGCUCCGCAGAAAGAAUUGUUGUUAUAACUGCGAGCUGAUUCAUGAUGCAGCGUUAAAGUAAUCUGAACCGACCUUUACCACAAAGAAAGUCGGAAACCACCCUUUAUUUAGAGCAUUUAUUGCUAUUCCACUCCCAUUCCACGGACAUGUUAAUGUAAUUCUUUACAUCUAAACUAAUAAAUACAGUAAACGUCUCUUUAAAAAAACAAAAAAAAAACUAAAUUCAAAAAUUUGCAUCUUAAAAGAAAAGAUCCACUUCUGCAAUUUAGAAUGUUAAUUAAAGUCAAAUGUGAAAUUCUCAGUAUAUUGUAUUACUAUGAUCGUUACUGUGAGUUCAUGGACUUUAACCUGAAUGUACAGAACUAUAUAUCAUUUAUGCAAAUCCUGUGUUUACAUUUAAAUGGGUGUCUUAAUGAUUAUCUUUUCCAUUAGGUUCUGUAAUUCAUCCCUCAGUUAAGAGGAACAUAUUGCUGCUGGUUUCUUCAUUAGUAUGGAAAAUGAAGAUGACGAUCCAAUUAUACAGGAGGUAGAGACACCACGCUUUCUAAUCUAUUUGAAAUUUUCAUAGUAUUGUUAAUGCUGUGUAGAUGUCCUCUAGACUGUAAUUUUUUUUUUAUGCAGGCUCCUUAACAACCUAUUAAUCCUUUAACAUUUUGUGUCUUUUAUUGUUAUAUUUCCCCUUUUAUUUUAUUGUAAAGCGCUGUCGAAUAAGUUGGCGUUAUAUAAUUGCCAAUAUAAUAAUACUAGAGGUUGUAUUGUUGAUGAUAUAAAAAAAAAUCCCAAAUUUUUAUUUAUUUAUUGCCUGUCACUGUAUGUAAGUUAACAUAAGAAAUCUGCAACAACAGUUUAAAAAAAACCAAACACACUCAAACGGUAUCCCACUUUUAGUGACUGUGCCUUUUUAAAGGGACACUAUAGGCACCCCGACCACUUCAGCUUACUGAAGUGGGCUGGGUGACGUGUCCCAGGUCGCUUAACCCUGAGCAAGUAAUUAUUGCAGUUUUUUUAAUAAACUGCAAUAAUUACUAUUCAGGUAACUCCACCUCUAGUGGAUAUUUAACCCUUUUUGCACCACGGGGCUGAGCCGUGACGGAGGGGGAAGCUAUAGUGUCAGGAAUACAAGUUUUUUUUUUGUUUGUUUUUUCUUGCGUUAUAGUUUCCCUUUAAGCCCCCUUGUCGAGCCCCAAGCUCAAAUCCUUGCUAAACCUAACUGUGACCUGUCUUAUUGACGUUGCUCCCCAUUGGGAGACUGUCAGUUUUAUACACUAAACAAUGAGAAGUGACCAGUUGCUAAGCUGAGGUCAAUGUAUCUGACCUGGAAAUUUCUACAGCUCUUUUUUUACCAGCGUAGUAUUUCAGCCUAAAAUUUGCAGUGCCUGGUUACUUCCCAGAUUAAUGACUGACUGGUAUGUGUAAAAAUUACUUGGUUGUAUUAAGUGUUUGUUGUCAGUUAUUGGUUUAGCAACUACCCUGAUGGAAAAAACCCAUAUAUUUGCAUUUUUGUGCAAAGUGAAAUAAUUGCACUGAAAAGAGUGCCCAAUGUAAUUUGUAUCUUGUACAAACUCUUAGUGUUCAUUAAACCAGAAAAUUUGGUAGCAACGUUGCCACGUUUAGAUCAAAGGAUUCAGUGACUGAGCCAGUUUAACAUAACAUUCUACGUUUUUGGAGUAGUGUUUUAAGUUAAAACCCUGUCAAUGACAUCUCUUAAAAACAAAAAAACAAUAAUAGAACAUAGUUCACCCUCAGACCUUCAUCUUUUUUAAUACUGAUAUUUAAAUAAAUUGAAGUGGCUGAUAACCACUGGCUUCCACUUAUUGCUGUUCAAAUGUCUUCAUGCCAGUCUGCAGCAUAUGAAGAACUAAUGACUUGCAAUGAUAACACAGUCAGUCUGACACUUUUGCCUCUCCACUAAUAAUCAUUGAAGACAACUAGAGGCUUAGGAUUGGCUGAAAGAUCUGACAAUUUCUGCCAAUCACAUGUUUUCUGUGGGGAAAACAUGCAGAACAGAGGCCGUGAUCUAUUUAUUUUGAAUGCAUCAGACUAAAAUGUGCAAUUAUUACAUCCUAAAACACCCAUUAUAACACAUUUAGUAUCAGAUUUGUAGCAAAUGUUUUUAUGAAGAAAAUUUUCAGUACUCUGGGUUUUAGUCUGACUCUGAAAUGCUGCUCCAUUGACAUCCAUUGUUUCAACCAGACAAACCAAGUGUCAGGACAAGAGUACCCUUGUGCACAUUGUGAGCGCUCCAAGAGAUGUGACCUCUGGGAGACAUUGAAUACAUGCAGCUAUUCAUGCUGAUAUCCUAGAAUGCCGUUAUUUAGGAGUCGGUGUCGUCUAAAAGGGAUUUAAGAAAUAGAUGUGAUUUUUUUCCUUAAAGUGCCCUAGACAUCAGUUGGAAAGUUAAUUUGCUGUUCCUUGUUUUGUAUCCCAUAUAUAGCAGGGAUAUGUGAUCUUAUAUACUAUCUGCGCAUUGGCCUACCUGUAUAAUUAUGUCUGUAUGCACUGCUCUUAUUCACAUAAUGCAAGUUAUUAGUCCCAUUAUCUGAGUUUAAUCUCCCUUAAAAAUCAGGUUUCUGGUUGGCAAGUUUAUCAGUUGAAUUAAUUUUGCUAUUUCAUUUACCCUACCAGAUCGAUGUCUUCCUGGCUAAAAGCCUGGCCGAAAAACUCUACCUGUUUCAGGUAAGCUUCUAAAUUGUGAUAAUUCCAAUUAAGAUCAAUUCUGCUGCUUUCUGUGAACAUGAGAAUAUUGAGAGUUUGCAAGACUUGUUUGUAUUUUUGUUUAACUCCUCCUCCCGGAGCCUUUAUCAAGUCUGUUGAUUGAUAAAGCCUCAGAGAAGAGACAAAACGUUGCCUCCACUUCCUUGUUUCAAAUAAAGACUGUCUCUUUUAGAAGAAACUUCAGGUGUUCCAAUUGUUGUAAUUUAGAACAGAAUGCAGUCUAAUGGACAAAAAACACCCACCCUGCAGCAACCCCCAUUUCUCAUUCAUUGUUUACAGCGUCUAUGACCCUGAUUCCAAGUGCAUGAUGCUUGGUUGCUUUUGCCAAUAAGUACAUAAUGAAACCUUGUAUGUUUCCUUUAGUACCCAAUCCGACCGCUGUCGAUGACCUAUGACCGAGUGACACAUUUAUCAGCAAAGAUUAAACCAAAGCAACAAAAGGUAUGUGCCCCCCGGCUUUAUUUGCACUUUAUUACAUAAAUCAUUUUGCUAUUUUGAAAUCAUUGCUGCCGAUUCUUCAAGUAUUUGUUGCAUUUAUUUUCCUGGUGCUGUUGUCUGUACUCUGUGAAUGCCAGAAGUGUCCCCAAGACAUGGAUUCGCAGUGCGUUAGGACAACGUCUGGCAAUCAGAUGGUUCAACGUGUUCUCAUUUCUACAUUCCUUGUACUGUCUUUUAGGUGGAAGUCGAUGUGGCUAUCAACACAGUGAGCCCCAAUUACUGUCGCAGUAAAGGGGAACAAAUUGCUCUGAAUGUCGAUGGCGCCUGUGGAGAUGAAACCAGCACAUUCUCAACGUAUGUACAUGCUGACUGUAUGCUCAGCGUUUACCUUAGUAAAAGAACAUUAAAUAUUCUAAUAAAAAAGGGGUCUCCAAACAUACACACUUUGGGUGCAACAUGUUGGUUAUGCCGGCUGGUAUUUUUUUUAUAUAUAUCAUUUAUUGUUUGUUUUUAUUGUUUCUGGCUCCAUAGCCCUAUCCUUUUUAUCCAUAUUUUCCAACUUGCAGUGUUUAUUUCUUUGUUCCCUUAAAGGAACACUGCAUUUAUAUUUUUUAACAGUUUAGUAGAUAUACCCCAUGGAACUGUGAGUGUAUUUUAUUUUCUGUAUGUUUUCGUUAGGGUAAAUGAACAUAAAAAUAAAAAAUGGCUUGCAAAAGUUGCAGAGUACCAUAAACCAUGCACACCAUGGUUUUAGUUUUAGUCCAUCUACUUUAUGUACUAGUGCCAUUUACUGUCCCUCAUUCUGCAGACUUUACUGUCUGGCUCUAUUUUUCUCUGUUACAACACAACUAAUACCGGGAGGUUUUCAUACCUGUUGACAAACCGUUAAAAUCUGUUUCCUCCAAGUUGCUUCUCUUCUCCAGCUUAUUCAGUCUUUCAUGAUGGUUAAACGCCAUAGAACUUGUUUUCUGCAACAAUUGAAUAGUCUAUCAGUUCUCCAACAACAUUAGCUUGAUAUCAGUCCUGCACCACCACCACCUCACACUGCUCUUAUUGUGUGUUACCUGUACAGCAAUCCGCAACCUCGCAAAGUACUACUGCAAUUCUGUCUGGAGGAAUUCCCUCCACUUCAAGUUUAUACUUUUAUUAAUAAACCUGUACACCUCUCAAAACAAACCAUUUACAUUGCAGAGUCUAUCUAGUUAUCAAAACCGUUUGGGGUUUUGUGUGUGCUUUUUUUGUUUUGUUUUGUUAUACUUUAUUUUGCUGUUAUUUAUAUUUCUUAAAUAAGAAUUUACUUACUAACAGGAAACUUAUGGAUAAGCAGACAUUCUCAUCCAUUCAAGCUGCAAGCAACACAUCUCGGUAUGCAGCGGCUAUAUUUCGAAAAGGUAUGCUUAAAUUAUUAUUGGUCUCUUUUUUUACAAUCUAUGUAGUCUCUUAACAAAAUAUUACGUUAGCCUGAAUGGAGUUAAAGGGGCAACUAUAGUGCCAGGAAUGCAAAGCUGUAUUCCUGGCACUGAAGCUCCCUCUGCCUCCCCCUUCACUCGUGUCCCCGCCACAGUAAAUAAAGUGUUAAAAAUCCUUUAUUUAUUUGCCUUAUCUCCACCCGAUUACGGUGAGGGAAAAAAGUAUUUGAUCCCCUGCUGAUUUUGAACAUUUGCCCACUAACGAAGAAAUGAUCAGUCUAUAAUUUUAACGGUAGGUGUAUUUUAACAGUGAGAGACAGAAUAAAAAAAAAUCCAGAACGCAUGUCAAAGUUAUACAUUGAUUUGCAUGUCAAUGAGUGAAAUAUGUAUUUGAUGUAUACGUAUUUGACCCCUUCAACUUAGUACUUGGUGGCAAAACCCUUGUUUGCAAUCACAGCGGUCAGACAUUUCUUGUAGUUGGCCACCAGGUUCACACACAUCUCAGGGGGGAUUUUGUCCCUCUCCUCUUUGCAGAUCCUCUCCAAGUCAUUAAUUAUUUUCGAGACUGAUGUUUGGCAACUCAAACCUUCAGCUCCCUCCACAGAUUUUCUAUGGGAUUAAGGUCUGGAGACUGGCUAGGACACUCCAGGAAAUUAAUGUGCUUUUUCUUGAGCCACUCCUUUGUUGCCUUCACUGUGUGUUUUUGGGUCAUUGUCUUGCUGGAAUACCCAUCCACGAACCAUUUUCAAUGCCCUGGCUGAGGGAAGGAGGUACUCCCCCAAGGUUUUUGAUGGUACAUGGCCCCGUCCAUCGUCCCUUUGAUGCCGUGCAGUUGUCCUUUCCCUUAGCAGAAUCACCCCCAAGGCAUUAUGUUUCCACCACCAUGUUUGACGGUGGGGGUGGUGUUCUUGGGGUCAUAGGCAGUAUUUCUCCUCCUCCAAACAUGGCGAGUUGAGUUGAUGCCAAAGAGCUUGAUUUUGGUCUCACCUGACCACAACACUUUCACCCAGUUCUCCUCUGAAGCAUUCAGAUGUUCAUUGGCAAACUUCAGACAGGCCUGUACUCUAGCAGGGGGACCUUGUGGGCGCUGGAGGAUUUCAGUUCUUCAUGACGUAGUGUGUUAUCAAUUAUUUUCUUGGUGACUAUGGUCCCAGCUGCCUUGAGAUCAUUUAAAAGAUCCUCCCGUGUAGAUUCCCCACUGUUCUCAAGAUCAUUGAAACUCCACGAGAUGAGAUCUUGCAUGGAGCACCAGACUGAGGGAGACUGACAGUUAUUUUGUGUUUCUUCUAUUUGCGAAUAAUUGCACCAACUGUUGUCACCUUCUCACCAAGCUGCUUGGCGAUGGCCCAUUCCAGGCUUGUGUAGGUCUACAAUCUUGUCCCUGGCAUCCUUGGACAGCUCUUUGGUCUUUGCCAUGGUGGAGAGUUUGGAAUCGGAUUGCUUAUGUGGACAGGUGUCUUUUAUACAGGUAACGUGCUGAGAUUAGGAAAAGUCCCUUUAAUAGAGUGCUCCCAAUCUCAGCUCGUUACCUGUAUGAAAGACACCUGAAAUCCAGAACUCUUGCUGAUCGAUAGGGGAUCAAAUACUUAUUUCACUCAUUGACAUGCAAAUCAAUUCAUAACUUUUUUGACAUGCGUUUUUCUGUUUGUUUUUUUGUUGGUUUUUUUGUUCUUCUGUCUCUCACUGUUAAAAUACACCGUUUGUCAAUGGGCAAACGUUUAAAAUCAGCAGGGGAUCAAAUACUUUCCCCCCUCACUGUACAUACCUGGUAGACAGCCACUGGAGGCGGACUUAGUGCUGCAGUGUAAACAUUGCAGUUUCUCUGUUGGAGAUUUCUUAUUAUUUAGGUGAUGGUGACAUUAGGUAACUGUGCCCCUGAUCUCACAGUGUGCAGUUCUUCAUGUAUAGUUGGCAAAGUCCAUGUGAAACUUAAACGUAUUAUAGGUUUUCUUGAUCCAGCCACCAUUUCACCCCUAUUUUUAUGGCAUCUCAUCCCUUACACAGGUGAGCUUCAUGUGACACCUCUGCAUGGUUUGCUGCAAAUGCGUCCCAGCUUCUCCUACCUGGACAAAGCAGACACUAAACAUCGAGAGAGAGAAGCUGCCAAUGAAGGUAGCAAUGUUACAAGACUAUGGUGUCUUUUGUGUCGGUUCUCGGUUUUAGCAAGGUAACCAUACUUAAUAUGUGCUUUUCCUUAGCAGCUGGAGAUUCAUCUCAGGAUGAAGUUGAGGACGAUGUGAAGCAAGUGACUGUAAGUCUAACAUGGAAGUUGCUGCCAAUUUGUAUUUAUUUAAAUUUUUUUUUAUUUCUCACUGCUGUAAAUGUUCACGUUGAGGUUUAAGCAGGGGUGGCCAGGAACUGUAUCCUCAGUUGUUGCAGAACUAUAACUCAUAUUAUACUUUGCCAGCCUUACUGCUCGCAAAGCAACAUGGGAGCUGUAGUCCUGCUACAUCUGGGUGUCUACCAUUUGGCCACUCCAGGUCUAAAUGGUAGAGGAGUGUGUCUAAAGACAGGUGUAAGUAUCUUUUGUUUAGCUUUAUUUUUUUUAUCUGCGCAUAUAUGUGUGUGUGUGUAUUUAUAACAAGUCAAAAAUGGGGUCAUUUCCAGCCUUACAUGUCCCUUUCUGUUGGCCGCAAUUUCCUGUGCUCUCCUUGUAAUUUGUGGACGACUAGAAUUGUGUUUUCAUGGGUCUUAAUGCAUAAGAUGCUCUUAUCUAGAAAUAUAGUAAUGGAAUAUCGUGAAAGGCUCGCUCACAUUAAAUAACAAAAUGGACAUGAUUGGAAUUCACCUGUUGAUUUUGUUUCUUCAAUAGCGGAUUAUAAGUUGCACUCUUACAUUUCUUUCAUAUUCUUUCUCCUCCUUCUUUGUUGUUUAGCUCAAAGUCGUUUUAUAGCCAUCAUUUAAAAGCUGAACUAGGUGUGUUUGGGUGUCUCCUGAUUCUAAAAGUAUUGUGUUGUAGCAUGCAUUGCUUGUCAUACAGGAUUAACUGUCUACCAUCUGUUAGAAGGUGAUGAGUAAGACAUUCACAGUGAUCGAGCUCCUCCUUUUAUGAAAUGUAUUCUUUUAAAUUUGUUCUCGGGUAACUAGUAAAACACUGUGUGGGAUCUGCUGUUAAAGCAGUCUUGGGAUUCAAUUGCAGUAAACUGACACUUCAGGCAGGAUUUGACCCAUUUUUCUUUAAAAUCCACUUAAUCUAAAUUAAUAGAUUAAUACAGAUACUUCUACUCUGUUCCUGCACUUAAAGGACCACUAUAGUGCCAGGAAAACAUACUCGUUUUUCUGUCACUAUAGUGCCCUGAGGGUGCCCCACCCUCAGGGUCCCCCUCCCGCCGGGCUGGAUGGAGAGGAAGGGGUUAAACUUACCUCUUUUUCCAGCGCCGGGCAGGGAGCUCUCCUCCUCCUCUCUGCCUCUUCUCCUCCUCUUCUGCUGAAUGCGCAUGCGCGGCAGGAGCCGUGCGCGCAUUCAGCCAGUCCAUAGGAAAGCAUUCACAAUGCUUUCCUAUGGACGCUGGCGUCUUCUCACUGUGAUUUUCACAGUGAGAAACGCGUAAGCACCUCUAGCAGCUGUCAAUGAGACAGCCACUAGAGGCUGGAUUAACCCUUACAUAAAAAUAGCAGUUUCUCUGAAACUGCUAUGUUUAUAGAAAAAAGGGGUUAACCCUAGAUGGACCAGGUACCCAGAUCACCUCAUUAAGCUGCUGUGGUCUGGGUGCCUAUAGUGGUCCUUUAACACCCGGCUAAACCUAAUCUAAUCUACACAGAGCACCAAACGUAUCUGGGUGUCUGGAGUGUUAUGGUUUAAACUUGGAGCACUACCUGUAGUUGCAAUAUGCUGUUUUUCUUUUUUUGAUAUUUUGCUUUAGAUUUUAGGAGUCGUGGAUCGCUUAAAUAGUUAAUUUUAUUAUAAAAACACACUGAGGGUGAUCAAUAGGUACCGCUGGUAUCAUUUUCUAAGAUGUGUGUGUCACUAGCUUGGUAACCCCCUUCUUCGAUGAGAAAAACACAUUGCUAUCCAUUCUCUAAUAGUGAAAUCAAUGUGACACAUUCUUCCACUGAAAUAAAUAACAUUCUGCACAGCUGCUUGUGGCCUAUAUUGUCUACAUAUUUCAACCAAUGGAGAGCCAUUAAGGCUGUAGGUUAUGUCCUCUGCUUACUAUUAUUGUGUUCUAUUGGACACCAUCCAUUUAUGAUUUUAAUUCUUUCCCGUCUUCAUUGCAAUGGAAUAGUCUGUACUAUCUUAUUAAACGGUAUCCUUUAACUCGGUGCUUUUACCCCACUGUAGGUACGCUUCUCUCGCCCGGAAAGUGAACAAGCACGGCAGAGGAGGGUCCAAUCUUAUGAAUUCCUGCAGAAGAAGCAGGCCGAAGAGUCCUGGGUUCACCUUCACUAUUACAAUAUCAAGGUACGCACAACUUACCUGCAGAUGCAUAUCAGGAGUUAAAGGAACACAAAUGUGUUUCUAACACUAUAAUUCCCUGUUGGGAGUUAAGAUUACCCCUGCUCCACUCUCUGAAGGGGAAAAAAAGCAGCUUUGUUUACCUUUUUUCCUUAUGGAGCAAAACUCUGUACGCAGCAAGACUGAUGAGUGACCGCUGCUAGAGACAUUUAAACCCUGCGAUGUAAACUUUGCGGUUUCUGCAGGAAGACAAUGUUUUACAUUAGGCAGGGUUAAAAAGACCGGGGAAUGGCACCCAGACCACUUCAUUGAGAUGUAGUAGCCUUUUGGUCAAGAAAACACACCCCUACUAUUCUCCACACUUAAUUUCACAUUGCUGUUGAUGUCUGUCAAUAGACAGUCAAUGGAGGGCUACAUGUACAUUGGGGGUUCUAAAGGCAUUUUACAGUUUGUGGUUAAUUAUGAUUUCUCCAGAGCCACUCAAAUGCUCUAUUCUCCCAUACUACAUCUAUAUCUGUUAUGGAUCAUGCAUCCUAUAUACUAUAUAUAUUAAUUUCCAAGUACAUCCAUUUGCGUGUAAAUGCCUUCUUGAAUAAUGAGCAGGUUGCUUUAUAUGAUUCCGUAUUCAAUGAAAUCAUGCUGUACUGGAACAGUUUAUAGAAUUUCAGCACUAGCAUUAAGAGGACCAGGAUUUGCUGGAAAGUCUUAGCCAGUUCCUAGUCUCUGCAUACAGCCCUUUGGAAGAAGCAGAUUUUCAGGUUUUCUUCACUCAGUCAAUCAUCACUGUUGGUGUUGGGUGAUAUAUAUGUAUGUAUGUAUAUGAAAAUUCAGUAUUAUCAAUGUGGCUAAGGGGGGGUUUCUGGAUCCCAGGAAGCAACACAUUUUAUAUAUAUAUAUUUUUUUUUGUCAGAAAUCUGUGGGGCAACCCCAGAUACAAUUAGAGUAGCCAUGAUGACUUUUUAUUUACAUCCUGGGAAAUCUCACUAUUUGUGCUCCUUUAGGACAGUCGUACGGAGCUCGAGCGCCAGUAUUUGCUGUGCCAGAAUACAAACACAACCGAGAACACAGAACUAAUGAAAUCCCCCAGGUAAAUACUUUGGAUCGAAAGUUCACUGGCUUAUUUACUAAAGGGAGAAUUUAAAUUUAAUGCCAGAUGAGCAGAACGUACAGCGUAGCUGGCUUAGACAAUUUUUCCAGUUUCACUAUUUUGACUUUAACUUUGAAAUUCGCUUUAAAUUCUCACUUGGGGGAUAACACUGUUAAUGCCCAACAAUCCCCUGUGUCCUUCUUCCCAUUUCCUUCACUUUACGCUCUUACUUUGUUCGAGCCCAAUUCAGCCUUUUCUUCCCUUUUUACUCAAAGGGUUAUCAUUCUGUCCUGCACAGAGCUAUUUACCAAAAAAAAAAAAAAAAAAGUAGCACAUUAAAUCCAAAUGGCAAUAUUGAGGCUAAAAAUUCUGAUCUGCGAUAAGUGGGUUGUAGAAUUUUUCCAAACUCUUUAUUGGUCUCAAUUUUGUUAUUUUGAAGUUAGAGUUCAAUGAAUAACCUUAAAGUAUAGUGUUAACUAAAGAAAAAAACAUUUACAUUGGAACUCUGUACAAGGUUUUAGAUGUUCUCUCCAUGAGAAAUUGGUAAGACCAUCCCAUCUUAUCCUGAAAUCUGUUCUUUUCCACAGUGAAUAUCUGGAGAUGCUGAUGCCUCCCUGUGUCGAGGAGGAAACGUAAGUGUUAUCCCCCCCCCCCCCACUCCCCUGUUUAUUAAUGCACUUAUCCAUUUGUAGCCCUUUGGAAUAAAUGUGGAUUGAUUAAAGUGUUCAUUCAAUAUAAGGAUUCUCAGUGUAUUUCCAUACCUUCUCCCUGUUCAGUCUCAUAGUAUUCAGAUGCUUUAAUAUUCUUGUUUAAAGGGAGACUAGAAGCACCAAAACAGCUUUAGUUUAAAGGAACAUAGUGUUAGAAAUACGCUAUAGGUCUUCCCCAUAGAAAAAAAUUGAAUCCGUGAUUUCCUAUUGGGUUUUUGAAGACACUGGGUAUGGAGGACAUCUUGCGUUGUUUCACAGAGUUAAACUCCAUGACGCUCCACUGCAAUAAUUAAUUUUACAGGGGCACUGCACCAAGACCACUUAAAUGAGAUGAAGGGAUCUGGGUGCCUAUAGUGUCCUUUUAAUUGAGUGGUUUUGGCGUAAGGAUCAUGCCCAUGCAGUCCCACUGCUCAAUUCUCUGCCAUUUAGGAGUUAAAUCACUUUGUUUAUGCAGCCCUAGUGACACCUCUCUGAGUUUAACCUACACAAUCUCCCUACAUACUUCCUGUAAAGAGAGAUCUAAUGUUUAAACUUCCUUUAUUGCACAUUCUGUUUAAAUUAGCAUGUUAUCUACAACUCUGCUAGAGCCUCCCGUGUGUGAGUAAAGUUCAAUUAACAUACAAGUAGAUUGAAAACUUUUUUAAAGUGAACACACUGUGCUGUCAAAUAUGAUUUGAAAAUUACACUAUUUUCUCAUGAAAGCUGUAUUAGUUACAUCUGGGGAGGUUGUGGCUGAAACAAAAGUGAUUUUACUCCUAAGUGGCAGAGAAUUGAUCACUAAAACUGCUUGCUAAAAGUUGUUUGGUGCUUAGAAUGCCACGUUGAAAUGGUCACUUCCUCAAUGUUUCCGUUGCAGUUCGCUUAUAUUCAGACACUUCAAAUCCGUUCGUAAUUAAUGAUCCAAUAGGGUAGGCAAUAACUUGCCUUAAAUUUUUAUUUUUUUUAUUUUCAGCUGUAUGCUUUUCUAAUUUGUCUUCUGUUUUUGAGUUUUUUUUUGGUCUUUCUAUUCAAACCAUUAAACCGAUUAAAGUCACAAUCUUUGUAUGUUUUUAAUUAGAGAGAAGCCUGUUUCUCCGAGCAACGUACUGUCAAUGGCUCAGUUAAGAACUUUGCCCCUGGGAGAUCAAAUCAAGAUUCUAAUGAAGAAUGGUAAGUUGUAAUUGUAAUUAGACAAUAGGAGAAUUCAGUAUGAUACAGGACUGUUAAACAGAAUUCAACUACAUAUGUUAGCUGAGUAUUUUAAGUUUACUUCUAAAUAAAACUAUGAACAUUAACCGUAAAAUAGAAAUUGGAAGAGAAUAGUAGUCUGUCUGUAGGCUGGGAAAGUGUAAUUAAUGUCAAGACUCCGGUAAACGUUAAUUCUUCGGAACAAUGUUCUACGGCAUAGGGUUCGGCAAAGAGACCAAAGCAUGUGUCAAUGGGUUUCUCUUAAAGAAAAUGUAUGGGCUCAUAGGUUUCCAGUACUGAAUAAUCUAAUUAGAUAAUUGCGUUUUGUUUUGUAGUGUUUCUAACCAGCCAAUACUAAAUGCUUAUGUUUGUGCUUAGUAAUAGGAAAAGGGCAAUGGGCAGUAUCCAAAUAUGGAGGUUUUUAUUUUUUUUCUUCUUCAUGAAAGGUGUAUUUUCAGGUGUGGAUGUUGGUGUUGGCUACAUAGGAGCUCAGUUGGUCCAAAACAUUGCAUCAUUUCACAUAAUUGCCUUGUUAACUUGAAUUGGAGGCUAAUUUAGGAAUAGUUGGCGGAUAGGGAAAUAUGAGUGGUGUAAGACUUUCAGGAAUAUCUCUUGGUAGGUGGCUACUGAUACAUUUUAUUUUUAAGUGCAAUGAACUUCUAGGAGGGUUUGUGGAUCGUUGUUCACCCCCAUAUCAUUGGAGGUUGGUGUAUACAUUCUGGCACAUGGAACUUUUCAAAGUCUUGGUAGCAACUCUGACAUUUUACAGUUCGAACAUUAAAACAAUCUGUGGGAACAUUCCAUCGGUUUCCAUGGGGAUUGUGCCAUGUCUAGAUCAGUGCAACAGUUUUUUAAAAUAAUUUUGUGCAAGAAUUUUUAACCACAUACCCUCUGCCAUUGGGAACACUCAGACCUGGUUAUGACGAUAACUAUUGAUCAGGAUGUAGUAGGCUAACAUUUGACUUCAUUAUAUCCGGAUCUGGGUUAACAGCACAUGCAACCUAUUGUGAUAAAUCAUUUCUAAAUGCAGAUUGCGACACAAUCUAUAACAACCCCUAAUGUCUUUGAUUUCACUGAUUAAUGAUCAGUAUACAAUAUAAAUUCCUGGUACGUGUCCAUUUGAUGAACGCUUGGUGCCCUAAAACUGUGGAAAUAACCUGUGUAAACUGGUUCAGAUACUUUUACAGUUUUUCUGUUUUGUUUUUUGAUCUGUCAUUUUCUCAGUGUUUUUCUUUUUUUUUUUUUCUAUCCAGUUAAAGUUAUACCUUUUGCAAACCUAAUGGGAUUAAUGGCAGCUGGCACAGAAUCGAUUGCAGUUAUGCGAUGCAUACAGCAGGUGGCAAUGUUGGUCCAAGGAAACUGGGUGGUUAAGAGGUAAGCAAUAAUCAUAGAGGUGAUUUUAAAAUAUAUCCAAUCUAGUGACACCCAAAAAUGUGCAAUAAGAAAUGCAGGUGUAAAAAAUAAAGCCUGUAGUGAUCACAACAAAUCGUGUAACAAUAUGGCAGAGCUGUAAAAAGUUUUUUUUUUUUUUUGUUUUGUGGGGAACCUAUUUAUUUUUUUGUCCUAGAAUAUAGAGAAAUUAUGACAAUUUGCCUGGAAUUCCAAAAUCUAUAUUGGUGUACUUCCAAAGGGUAGCCAGCAGGUGGCUGUCUUGACAAUUAUUUAGCUUCUUCAGCUGUUUAUAGGUGAAAAGGGAUAAUCUGUUGGCUCCACCUGGAGUAGACGUACAACGAGCAGAGUAGUUUGUUGCUCACCAGUAGUCUGUCUUUUUGUAUGUCUGCAUACACAGCCUGUUAUUAAAGGCUGAUUAGGAAGAGUUCAGCUGCUGAUGACAUGCAAUUUAUAUCACUGCUGGCCGCUGUGGGAUUCUUGGACAAUACUGGUUCUAGUAGAAUGUCCGUUGAUUGUGGGUAGAUAUCGCAAACUCAUUCACAGUACAUUGCACUUAAAGUGAACCUGACACAAAUCAUCCCACUAUGCACUGAAUACAUCAUACACCACAGAUACACAUGGCAUAUUCAAUGUAAAGUUUAGAGAUAACCACUGAUCCGGCAUUUACUCAUUAACUUUUUUGCAUUAUGAUGCAUGCAUGGGUUUGCGCUUUAGCGUCCCACUUCCCAUAUUUAGGUGCUUUACCGGGAUGUAUACUCUCCCAUAUAUUGGAUUGUAUCGGACCCCCAUUUGAGUAGUUGGAAGCACUUGGAUUGGCUGAUAUAUCAGCAAUUUCCCAGUGGUUGUGUGCAGAAACAGAUAUUGGGACUUGCUAAAUAUAAAGAAGAUGUUUAAAUUCAGUAAUUCUACAUUGGCCCUUUAAAUAAAAUGUUAUGCAAAAAUGUAGGUCUUUCUGUGUAUUCUUCGCUUUCAUUUAUCUGAAUGGUUUAUGCUGUUUUUUUUCAUCUUAAAUAAACACUUGAGCUCUGUUUUAUAUAUAUAUAUAUAUAUAUAUAUAUAUAUAUAUAUAUAUAUAUAUAUAUAUAUAUAUAUAUAUAUAUAAAAUUUCUUUUUUAAUUUAUUAUUUUUGUUUUUGAAACUUAACAAAAAAAAAUCACUCUCAUAAAAGGUGUUCUGGGACAGUUAUCAAAUGUAUGUGACACAGAGCUCCAAAAAUGAAGGGACAAACAAACAAUGGGGGAUUACCCUUCCAGGUGAUAAACGAAAAGGCCAGUAAUAUGGUGUCAGAGAAUUAAAACAUAACUUUUAUUAAUAAAAAGAGAAAAAAAAAAAAAAGUACUAUAAGAUGUCUUCUGAAUUUACAUGCUACACUUCACUAUAAGAAUGUUUUCAAACCUCUCUCUCCUUAAUGCAUUGAAAGACAAAACUAGCCGCACAAGUUAAAAUAAAAUAAAUCCUCACAAUCUCCAAGAGUAUUUCUUGUCAGGCAAGUAUAUCAUAUCUAAUAGCAGAUUUCCUUAAUGUCGCUCUUGGAACCGAAAACAAAUAAAAUACUUCCCUGUCUACAAAACGUCCCUAUCUUUGCAAUACAAUAUAAAUUGUGUUGCAAUAAUUCAGGUUAACAGUCCGGUUUGAAUUCAUUAAUAUAGUGGUUUGUAUGGAGUAUAAGAUUUAUCCUUUAGUACUUGUUUUUAUUAUACUCUUAUUGGUAAAAGUUAUGUUUCAGCUUGGACACCACAUUACUCCUCUUUUUGUUAUGGAAUAUAGUAUUUGUCUCAUUCCUCGUCAUUAAAGGACCACUAUAGGCACCCAGACCACUUCAGCUUAAUGAAGUGGUCUGGGUGCCAGGUCCCUCUAGGGUUAACACUUUUUUCUAUAAACCUAGCAGUUUCAGAGAAACUGCUAUGUUUAUAUUAGGGUUAAUCCAGCCUCUAGCGGCUUUCCUACGAGACUGGCUGAAUGCGCGCGCGGCUCUUGCUGCGCAUGCGCAUUCAGCCGAAGAGGAGGAGAAGAGGGAGGAGAGCUCCCCGCCCGGCGCUGGAGAAAGAGGUAAGUUUAACCCUUUCCUUUCCAUCCAGCCCGGGGGGAGGGGGACCCUGAGGGUGGGGGCACCCUCAGGGCACUAUAGUGCCAGGAAAAGGAGUAUGUUUUCAUGGCACUAUAGUGGUCCUUUAAAUGUAGCAUGUAGCUCUAAGAACUUGGUGUUUAGAUGAUGUCACCUGUCUUAAGUUAAAAUAAAGCUCUCCCAUAAUUUUGCUUUUUAUAUUCUGUAGUGGUUUGAUAAAGGGCUUUUGAUACCUGUGAGAUGUUUAUUUAGCUCACUUGGUACAAUUUAAAGUAAGCAGAGAAAUGAUCUUUGAGGCAGAAUUUUUUUUUUUUUAUGGACUUGUGCUCCAGCGCACAUGCUUUAAAUGUAUGUAUGUAUAUAGUACUGAUUUCUAGCAAAUGUAUUGUUUGUACCACUUUAAGCACUGUAAGAUACUGUAUGGCAAUAUUUUCCCCUCGCGUUAUAAUAUACCAGUUGUGUGAAAUAAAACCGUGAAAUGAUUUGUGUUAAUCUGUGUCCUUUAGUGAUGUUGUUUACCCAAAGGAGUCCUCCAGUCCUCACAGUGGCGUCUCGGCAGAAGUGUUGUGUCGUGGCAGAGACUUUGUUGUAAGUUUGUGUGCUGAAAAAUCUAAACGUGGCUGAUUGAAGUCUAAUUGCUUUUAACACCUUGCUUAGCAACCUGCUAGAGAAUGAUAGAACGAUUACAUGUUUGCUUCACCACCCAAUGUGUUACUUUUGUUGUAAGGUUCACAAGUUUUACAUUUGAUUUUACAUUUUAUGUCUGGCUGUCCUGGCACACCCAGAGUUAAAGGGACGCUAUAGGCACCCAGACCACUUGAUCUCAUUGAAGCUGUCUGGGUGCAGUGUCCCUGUCCCCCAUUGCAGUUUUAGCGAAAAACACAAUGUUUUCAUUCCAGUGUUAAGACUGCCUCUAGUGGCUGCCUACCAGACAUCCACUAGAGGCAUUUGUGUUGGUCCACAGAGGGGGCACAGACAGAGUAAGGUGAGUGUUUAAAGGGAUAUUUAAAACUUUGAGUGCAGCUGGAGGUGUAGAGGGACACUCUAGAGUUCGGGAUACAGCUUUGUAUGCCUAACACUAUAUAGUGUUCCCUUAACCAUGCAAAUUGAAUUAACCCUUUCUAUACCUGGAACUUGGAAGUGCCAUGGCAGAUUUUUUUCUUUCUCUCUCCCUCUUGUCUCUAAUGCACAAUUAACCACUGCAAGAGCUUUAAUAGCAUUUCCUGAGCUGAUGGGAUGAGGAACUGUCACUUCUACAAAAGCAACAGUUUUCCUUUAAGGCCUUCAAUCAAACCAGUGUAGGGGCUGGAUACAUUUUUCCACCUCAUACAGGUUGAAGGAGAGACCACAAUCAAUUUUGAAAGUGUGGAAGGGCCUGUCAAGGUUUAUAGUACAUUUAAACAUAUAUAUAUAUUGUGGUUCAGAAUCAGAAUAGAAACUGUUAAAGGACCACUAUAGUCACACAGACCACUUCAGCUCAAUGAAGUGGUCUGGGUGCCAGGUCCCCCAGGUGUGGUCCUUUAAAAUCUGCUUCUGAGUGCAACUCGGGGCACCUGUACGGAUCCGAGAAGGAAAAUAGUUUUGAAAAUGUGAACAAAAUCUUCAUAUCUGUGUUGGCAAACAUGAAUUCCAUCACACAUUGAACUGCUGAGACCGUAUUUAAAAGUAUAGCACAAGUAUGAGGGCUAAUGCCCCUACUUAUGUCUGUGGGUUAAUUUACCCAUUUCAUACUAUGUUGUUGUUUUUUUUAUCUUUGUCCUUUAGAUGUGGAAAUUCACACAGGAUCGCUGGGUGGUGAGAAAAGAAGUUGCUACUGUGACAAAAGUAAGGAUCUGCUAAUUCAGCUUUGUUUUCAAAUCAACCAUUCUGGCCUAAACGUUGAAAUUUUCUCUACUGAUCUUGAAUUCCUGGCAAGUCACAGUUUAGUGAAUAACUCUGCGAUGAGGGUUAUUGUUUCCUGUUUAAAGUGAAUUUCAAAUUUUAGGUCCACAUAGCUGAUUUGGGGAAUUUUUCCAAUUUGAAUGUUUUGGCUAAAAUUCUCUUUGAAUAAAGUGUACUUGUCAAUAAUGUGUUUACAUUUUAUUUAUUUUAUUUUUGUUAAGAAAAAGUCAGAGAAGAUUUUAAACUGUAUAAAAAUUUAAAUCUGGUUGUUUACUUGUUCUGAAGUUGGUGCUGUUGCCAUUGAAUCUACCACCUUAUCUCUGCAACUCUUGGCAACGUUGCUUUCCUGCACGGUCCUUGUAUUCUGUGUAAGAAUAGCGGACGUGAGUGGAGAAGGACAUCUAUUGCACAAUAUAGAAGAAGAAACCUGCCACCUAAGAUGUUAACAGAACACUAAACACCAGCUUCAUUUUUAUUUUAUUUUUUAAAGCCUGACUUAGUAAAAAAAAUAAUCUGGAUUUAUUUCCAGUAACUGAUCAUACAUUACAUAACAAUACAUAAUCCUGCCAAAUGUUAAUGUAUCCCAUUCUUGGCAGGUUCUGUCCUAACAACCUAAUCCAGUUACUUGGAGAAUGCUUCCUCCUGGAACUCUCUGCAGGGCAGGUUAAAUAGGGCCCUGGAAUGAAGAGGGGUUAAAAACCAGGAAGUUGCCCUGAGCUCCCAAAUAUAUUUACAUCUGUAACCAAGAGCUGCACGAACCUAUGUUAUAUUAUUUGUCCCAAUCAGCACCCUUAUAAUGUAUGCAUGUUUAUGUGAGUGCAGCCCUCUUGGCUUCAUAUGUAUGUAUACAGACGAUCUCUGUAUCGUGUGUGAAUUGUGUAAAUACACAUGUAAAUUGUAAUUGUGCAUUUUUUGUGACCGUACCCCCUUAGUUGUAACAGGUAUAUAUUCAGACAUUUGGAUGUAUCGUAAGCGUGGAACUUGUUGUACUCUAAGUUUUAGCUGUGUGUGUGUGGUACACCAGGUGUUCAGCUAUAACUCCCAAACUGAAUUGCCUCCAUGCCAGAGGCCGCUGCUGGUCUGUGUACAAGCCAGUUGUAUUUUAGCAUCUCCUUUUCGUCUCCAGCUUUGCCAAGAAGACGUGAAGGAUUUUCUAGAGCACAUGUCUGUUCCCCGGGUUAACAAGGGAUGGGAGUUCAUGCUGCCUUAUGACGAAGACUUUGUAAAGAAGCACCCGGAUGUGGUUCAGAGGCAGACCAUGCUGUGGAAAGGCAUACAAUCCAAGUAAGUCAAAAACGACCGUGCAAUAGACCUUCCCAAAUACAAUGUAUAAACGCAUCAUGGUGACAAGAGUGUGCAUUGUGGGAAAUGUAUUCCAUUGAAGGUUUCUGGAGUAAUCAUCAUAAACCAAAAGUCUCUCAAACUCUCUAGUAAUGCCCUAACAUACAUUCAUUGUGAUCUACUUUUUAUGUUAUAUGUUUUUAAUUGAAUUCAAAAUUAUUAAAAUGUUUAAGCCACAAUAGCUGCACUGAAUACAUAGCUAGAACAUUUUUUAAAUGUUUAAAAAAAAAUUGCCUUAAAAUGUGAAUUUCACUACUUGUCAUACUAUUGUUUUUUUGUAUAGUAUAGCCGCUAAAUGGAUACUUAUAGGCAUCAAAACCUCUUUAGGUUAUUGCAGUGGUUUUGGUGUAUAGAUCAUGCCUUUGCGGUCUCACUGCUCAAUUCUCUGCCAAUAAGGAAACACUUUUGUUUCUGUUUAUACAGCCCUAGCCACACCUCUCCGGCUGUGACUUAUACAGUCUACAUGAAAAAAAAAUGGUUUAUUUUUCCAUCGGAUGUUAACUUGCUUUAGAAGUACUUAUCUCCUGAUCUAUAGAUUGAUCUUAAAUCAAGAGGGGGUUUCUGCUGGGUCCUGCAGGCUAUUAAGAUAGCAGGAGAUAAGAAAUUCAAAUGAGGCCCCCUAUAGCUGGCUGUGGAUCUGCCAGCAGGGGGCCUGUCUGAAAUGUCACAGUCCCCCUGCUGGUGGGAAGUUUAAAAUAAAAUCAUUAGACAUGUUUUAAAAUAAAUAAAAUGUAUUUCUAUAUAUAUAUAUUUUUUUUUAAAUAUUUUAUUUUAUUAUUGUAAUUAUACGUGUAUAUAUAAAUAUAAAAUAUAUAUAGAUGUAUUCUAUAAUAUAUAUAUCAUAUAUAUGUAACGUCAUUCUAAGAGUAUUUUAAUACUAAUAUAUGUACUUAUAUUAAUAUUAAAAUACAUUACGUAUCACGUUACAUAUAUAUAUAUAUAUAUAUAUAUAUGAUAUAAAUCUUAUAUAUAUAUGUAACGUGAUACGUAAUGUAUUUUAAUAUUAAUAUAAGUACAUAUAUUAGUAUUAAAAUACUCUUAGAAUUACGUUACAUAUAUAUGAUAUAUAUAUUAUAGAAUACAUCUAUAUAUAUUUUAUAUUUAUAUAUACACUUAUAAUUACAAUAAUAAAAUAAUUAAAAUAUUUUAAUAUUUUUUUUAAAUAAAUGUAAUUUUAUUCUAACUGUAUUUUGUUAUAUAUAUAUAUAUAUAUAUAUAUAUAUAUAUAUAUAUAUAUAUACACACACACACACACACACACACACACAUAUAAUUACAUAAAUAACGACAUAAGUGUACACGUAGACUUUAAAUACAUAUAUAUGUAUAUAUAUUAAAAUUCUACGUGUAUAUUUAAGUAAUAUUUUAACAUAAUUAUGGGAUUUAAUUAGGUAAAAUUUGAUUGACAUGCCUGACAACCCAGGCAAAAAGUGCAGAGAAAUUGAAUUGCAAGCGCUAUAUUUAACCCUGUAACUUUCCAAGACACCAUAAAACCUGUACAUGAGGGGUACUGUUUUACUCGGGAGACUUUUUUUUAGUAAAAGUGACCUUUUUUGCAUUUUUCACACAUGAACGGCACUUUUACUGACGAUAUUGUUGUAAUACAAAUUACCAUUUUGAAACACUAAUAAUUGUGUUCAGCAAAGUCUCCUGAGUAAAACAGUACCCCCCAUGUACAGGUUUUACGGUGUUUUGGAAAGUUAGAGAGUCAAAUAUAAGGCUUGCAUUUCAUUUUUUUCACAUUAAAAUUUGCCAGAUUGGUUAUGUUGCCAUUUAAGACCGUAUGGUAGCCCAGGAAUAAGAAUUACCCCCAUGGCGACAUACCAUUUGCAAAAGUAGACAACCCAAGGUAUUGCAAACGGGGUAUGUCCAGUCAUUUUUAGUAGCCACUUAGUUACAAACACUGGCCAAAUAUUAGUUUUUUGCUUUUUCCACACAAAAACAAAUAUGAACGCAAACUUUGGCCAGUGUUUGUGACUAAAUGGCUACUACAAAAGACUGGACAUACCCCACUUGCAAUACCUUGGGUAGUCUACUUUUGCAAAUGGUAUGCCAUCAUGGGUGUAAAUCUCAUUCCUGGGCUACCACAGGGUCUCAAAGGUAACAUUACUAACCUUGUAAAUUUCAAUGUGAAAAAACUGAAAAAUGGAAUGUGCUAUAUUUGACCCGUUAACUUUCCAAAACACAGUAAAAACUGUUAAUGGGGGCCACUGUUGUACUCGUGAGACUUUGCAGAAUCCAAAUAUGUACUUUUUUUUUUUGCAGUAAAAGCUAACAGUAUUGUGACAUUUACAGCUAAAAUGUGAGGCGGAACUACACUUUUUUUUUUUUUUUAAAUUUUAAAAUUUCUCAGUUUUUUAAAUUUUAUUCAUUAUAAAUUGUUUCAUAUAUAAAUAUUUGAUAUGAAAUGAAAGCCCUGUUUCACCUGAACAAAAUGAUAAUAAGUGUGGGUGCAUACAAUAUGAAAGAGGUGAAUUACGGUUGAACAGACAUAUAGCGCAAAUUCCAGGUUUUGUUUAUAUUUUGUUUUGAUCAGAACGUGUACUAUUGACUCCGUCCUGAAGGGCUUAAAUAUAAUCCAUCCACAGGGCUUGGACUAUAUUGGUGUUGGAAUAUAAAGUCCUAAAUGUAAACUUCACUUUUUUUUUUUUCCAGGUUGGAGAAAGUAUUUAGUUUAUCAAAAGAAGAUAUUACGCCUAAGAAGUCUGAAGUAUCUUCAGGUAAAAAAUUUUUAAAAAAUCUUUCAUUGACUAUUUCACUCUCUAAUAGUUACAUAGCUGAAAAGAGACUUGCGUCCAUCAAGUUCAGCCUUCCUUACAUUUGUUUUUUUGCUGUUGAUCCAAAAGAAGGCAAAAAACAAAACAGUUUGAAGCACAAUUUUGCAACAAGCUAGGAAAAAAAUUCCUUCUUGACCCCAGAAUGGCAGUCAGAUUUAUCCUUGGAUCAAGCAGUUAUUACCCUACAUUGAAAGAUUAUAUCCUUGAUUAUAGGAAAAAAGAAGAAAAUGGCGAUGAGAUUAUCUGAAUAUAGAAGACAGAAAAUGAGGGGGUAACCCUAAAUAGUUGGGAAUUAAAGAGAAAGAGAUUCUGUCCCUUUGUUAAAAAUCUAGAAGAUACUUUAUUAGUCUAAUACAAAAGACAUUCCUAAAUAGACUGCCUCUCUUACUCUAAUGCGAUACUGGUGGGUGUCUAAAACUAGACAAACCCAAAGGACCACCUAUAGGUGCUGAGGGCGUAUAUAAAGGGAAAACAUUGAACAAAAAAUAAUAAUAAUAAAUAGGAAUAUAUAAAUAUAUCUGAGUGCAAGUUACAAGGUCUAUGUGCACAAUGAUAGUGGUAGAGUCUGGAGUACAAAAGAAAGAUUAUCUCCAAGGCCCCACUAAAAACAAACAAACUAACUGCCUCAGUAUAGAUAUGAUAAUCUAAUGAAUGGCUAGUUGUAAUCACACAAAGGUGAAGAUUUUGGCAUAUUGCAAAGAUUAUUAUGCCAGAAAUAUCAUUGUGGUAAUUGACCACUAGGUGUCGCUGUAACCAUGAAUUCUUCAAGGCUGUUCACUUUAUGAAUUCGCAAAGAUGUAUCUAAUUACUGUGUAAAUGAAAAUAGAUACAGUAUAUUGUCAGGAUAGUUGGCAAACCAAGUGAACGAAAUGUAGCCUGUCUAUAAAUAUAAACAGUGUCUGCUAAUACUGACAGAGUGCAAUAACCGAAUUGAUACCGUUAGAUGCUCUGUUGCUGCUAUGUCAGAGGGGCUAGAUUGCACAUCAAAUCGAACAGUGCAUUCAUAAGUACCCCUUAGCAAGGGCAAUAUUAUCAAUCUAUUCAGUGCGCUUGUGAUACCUACAAAGGCUGCAUAUCAAAAGGUGCUUAAUGCAAUUGGUUACUAACGAGAGUUAGUUUGCCCAUAUAUGGCUGUUUCACUCUCGUAUAUAGUAUUUUGCACACUGAAUGAAGGGCUUUAACACUCUAUAGUUAUCAGAUUUAGCAAGCAAAUAAUUAAGAAUACAUUCUCAGGCUAGUAUAGUUACAGAAGAAAGGAAUCCAUGGAAUAAGAAUAGUGCCUUCGUGGGCACCGGUUACAGUAAAGAAGUGUGAUAGUCAAAGGUAGCAGCGUAGAAAGAAGUCAAAAGUAUCAUAACUACUGAGACAUCGUUUGAUUUGAACACUACCAACACCGGUAUGUUACUAGUGAUGCCGAUAUAGUCUGGUCACUAUGUAAGCUCCCGUUUACCCAGCUACAGAAAUACUCUUGAACGGCUAGAGGUCAGCACAAGUGAGUUCUAAAAUGAGUAGAUGCCGAUACUCAUUGGUGAAUAAUUGAGAGGGAAAAAAUCACUAAUUGCAGCAGAUCUCAGUGCUGCUUGUAGGGAAUUAGGGAAAGCAAACGGCAGUGUGCUAAGAGAAUGAUGUCGGAGUAAACCCGACGCGCGUUUCGCCUUGUUUAGAGGCUCGUCCUAUGUCCUAUGUAAAGUCCGGUUUGUGAAUAGAUUUCCAAACAAUGGUUUGUAUUGGCCCCGAAUAUAUUUGUAUAAUGUUAUAUCCCCUCUCAGGCGACGUUUUUCUAAGCUAAAUAGGUUUAAAUUUGUUAACCUUUCUUCAUAGCUGAUAUGUUCCAUUCCUUUUAUUAAUUGUGUAGCCCGCCUCUGCACUUUUUCUAGUGCCACAAUAUCCUUCUUUAGAACAGGUGCCCAAAAUUGCACAGCAUAUUCAAUAUGUGGUCUUACCAGUGAUUUAUAAAGAGGCAAAAAGAUAUUCUUGUCCCGAGAAUGAAUGCCCUUUUUCAUGCAUGACCAUACCUUACUGGCCUUGGCCACUGCUGAUUGACAUUGCACAUUGUUGUCUAUAACAAUUUGUUGUCUAUAACAAUUCCCAAGUCCUUUUCGUGUGUUAUCCCUAAUUCGCUUCCAUUAAGGGUAUACGUUGCUUGUGUAUUCUUUACGCCGAAGUGCAUAACUUUGCAUUUUUCAACAUUAAAUUUCAUCUGCCAUUUGAGUGCCCAGUCUCUCUAAAUCCCUCUGCAGCAAAGUAAUAUCUUGCUCACAUUGUAUUAUUUUACAAAGUUUUGUGUCAUCUGCAAAUACUGAAACAUGACUUUCAAUGCCUAUUUCAAGAUCAUUUAUAAACAUGUUAAAUAGAAGGGGUCCCAGAACAGACCCCUGAGGGACACCACUUGCCACCUCUGCCCAGCUUAAAAAUUUACCAUUAAUGACAACUCUUUGUACUCUGUUUUUAAGCCAAUGUUCUACCCAAGAACAAGCGUUUUCAUCUAGACCGAUUUCCUUGAGUUUGAACACUAAUCUAUUGUGUGGAACUGUAUCAAAUGCCUUUGCAAAAUCCAAAUAGUUCACAUCCACUGCAAAACCCUGAUCUAUACUUCUACUGGAGACCGUUUUUGUGUUAAAAUUCGCAGGUGCCAGCAAAUCAGAUCCAUGUACCUUGUGCAAAGUGGCUUACAAUUCCCUUCUGUCCAGAUCUUGUGUUGAGAUGUAGAAUCUGUCCUCAGGCCUGUCACAGCAUUCUUUUAUCGAGCUCCAAUGCUGGUUGUAGAAGACUUACCUAGAUGCUUACCUAUAAACUUCUUCUAAAUAUGACCAAUUCGUUCUAUGGAAUCCCCAAUUGAAGUACCACAAAUCCCCAUACGUAUGCUAGCCAGUAAUAUAAACAACUGUUGUAUUUAUCUGAGACAGAAAUGUAGGCAGAUGAACUACUGCAGGCCUUUGUUCCACUAGAGAUAUUUUUUAAGAGCGAACAGUUUAUCAGUUUAACAUUCUAAUAUGUUUAUACUAGAACGUUUAGAUGAAGGCACAGGUCACUGAUAGGACUAUACCCAGGGAGUUAUGUUUGCAUAGAUGCGGUUUACUUGGUCUAAAGGGUUAAUAGGAUGAGUCCUGGCUGAACCUACUAAAAUAAUGACUGAGCCAUAUUGUUUAUACUAAUUUGGUAUCGUUUCUGCUCCGAGGGGAGGAGCCACCCAUAACUCAAUGCUUCCAUGGUUUCGUCAGGAAACGAGCUGCGUUUCCCUUUAAAUUUAAAAUUUUAAGCUGCAAAGUACAUAAAUACAUUACCUGUUGCAUUAUUUGUCAACAUAUCCCAAAUGUGCAUGCCUUGCUUUAUAAAUAAUAUAUCUGUAUGGUCUACGCUAAAAGUAAAUAUCUUUUUAACAUUAGAAAAAAUAAUUUUAAAGGCAUGGUUAGUUUUUCAUUUGGAUAUUUCCCUAUUUGUUAAAGGAGCACUAUAGUCACCCAAACGACUUCAUCCAAUGAAGUGGUCAGAGUGCAGUGGUUCUUUUAAAAAAAAAAAAAGUAAGUAUUAAACUCAUUUGUAGUUGCUGUCUUCCUGAUACCCAGUAGAGGCACUUACUCCUCCAGAUAGAAUAAAACUUGAAUCAAACGUAAUCUUAUUAGACUUAAAUAUGUGUUAUCGGCAAAGGAGGGUGGGCAGAAUGGAACCUAUUCUCCUGAAAUAAUGAAUAUUAUUUUUGGGUUUAUAGGUUCUCUUUAAACCCAGUAGCUGCAUUGUUCUUUAAGUUAAAACAUGCAUCCGAUAGAAUUAAAAAUCUAUUGUUGCCAUUUUGUUUCUGCCUUGAAAUGCACAUGACUUCCUUCCCAUGAUGCCUUGUUGCACAUAUAUCCACUCUUGUGUAUUGCAAAGAGGGAUUUCCCCAAUAUUGAGGAAUGGGGCCAGGGUACUCCUGACAUCAUAACUAGAGGAGACUGUUGUGGUUAUAAUGCCUGUGGUAACCCUUUAACAAGGAUCAGCCACUUUCACUUUACCAAUAACAAUUACUUCCCUGAGAAAAAUGUUUUAUUGUUAAAGUUUGGUGUUACUUAUUUUAUACAAACCUUUAUCUGGUGACUGGUUUGUUAGCAGUAUGAUACAAAGGGCACAAGGUCAUGCAUUGAGACUUUAGCAAAGAGGAUUUCACAUACAGCAGCAACACUUUUUAUUUUUUUUAUUUUUACAUUAAAUAGGCAUAGUGGGGAUAGGUACCCAAAGAAAAUUCAGCCAUGCCUUUUAAGGAGAGCUGAUUAUAUUUAAAGGACCCCUAUAGGCACCCAGACCAAUUCAGCUCAAUGAAGUGGUCUGGGUGCCAGGUCCAUCUAUGAUUAACUCUGCCUGCUGUAAACAUAGCACUUUCAGAGAAACUGCUAUGUCUACAUAUGGGUUAAUCCAGCCUCUACUGGCUGUCUCAUUGACAGCCGCUAGAGGCGCUUCUCACUGUGAUUUUCGCAGUGAGAAAACGCCAGCGUCCGUAGGCAAGCAUUGAGAAUGCUUUCCUAUAGACGGACUGACUGCGCGUGCGGCUCUUGCCGCGCAUUCAGCAGAUGACGUCCGAAGGAGGAGGAGGGUCCCCAGCACCGAGGGAGCCCGGCGCUGGAGAAAGGAGAGUGAUUUUAACCCUUUCCUCUCCCUUCAGCCCGGCGGGAGGGGGGGCCAUAGGGGUGGGGGGGACCUGUUAAUACUAUAGUGCCAGGAAAACAAGUUUGUUUUCCUGUCACUAUAGUGGUCCCUUAAGCAAAAAUAUAAAAAUAAAUGCAUUUGUGUAUGUUUUUAGAAAUAUUAAUACAUGAUUGUUUGUCCAGUGGUAAAUCAGACACUUUGUAGGAGUUUUUUUUUUUUUUUUCCUACCUGUUUGUGGCAAAAUGGGCAUAACUUCAUCAUGAGGUUAUGUGGAUAAAUGAGUUCUAAAUGACCAAGCUAAGUUUAACUGCUGCACAGAGAUUAUCUCAGUCUUUCUACUUUCACCAGUUCAUUAAAGUCAGAGCUGGUAUUAGGCUUACUGACAUUCAACCUGCUAAAUCUGGGCCAGUAUUAUCAUUUGAAAAUGCAUACAUUUAAAUAAUUGUAUGAUAGUCUGCAUAGUGCUUCUUUUUGUAGGGUGGAGAGUUGUUUGGAGGGUAGCAAUCCUUGAAAACGUAUAACUAUGGCCACUUGCAUUCCUGUCCUACUCAAUACUUAAAAAUUACUGCGAUGGUUCCAGUGCUUGAUUCUGGACUGGUAUGCUAAAUGUCAGAAUAACUGCUUUCCGUUAAUUUAAGCAAAUGCAUCUCCUUCAUAUUUCUCAUGAAUGAGAAGUGACCAGCAGGUCUGCAUGCAGGUAGGUAUGUCUGUUACUGUAUGAAGUAGAAAUCAAUGGAAGAACAGGAUUGGCUGAAAAGUACCUGCCAUAUCCUGCUUAUUGCAGCAAGUUCUGUAUGCAGAUGUUGUCCUGGCAUUUGACCAUCUCCCAAUGGCUCUGACUUUUGUUUUUUUUUGUGAUCCACAGCCCAGCCGAAGGUUAUCCCGGGAGACCAACUGGUAAACAUUGCCAGGAAGAAGGCUAAGGAGGACCACGCUCAGCUGGAGAUGAACUUGAAAAGAAAAAAAGAGCAAAGUAAAUUGGGCUCCUCCAGCUUAACAGUUUUGGCUGACGUCCACAUUAAAGAAGAGCCUCUAAGUGACGAUGAAGCCAUGGACACGUCUACCUGUGAGAGCAUCAAUAACGGGCUUGUCAAUGGAAUUCACAUGGAUGAAUCUUCCAGGGACUCUGUCAAUGGCCUCAUCACAAAGGGAGAACGAGAACUUGUAUCACAAGAACUGAAAGAGUUUGUGACUGCAAUUUUUAGCAAGCAAUAUGUUUUGACUAUGAGAGAACUGAAACGUUUAUUUAAUCUCCACUUGGCUGGUCUUCCUCCUGGACAUAUCCUGUUCAGUGGAAUCCCCGACAAAAUGUUGCAGGAAACGGUUCUAAGUGCUGGCUGUAAACAGAUUCUGGUGCCUGUGAGUAUACUCAAAAUACUUUUUAGUAUUAGGAAAAUACUCUGUCACAUUUCUAUUCCCUGUAUUUUUGGAGUGGUUUGGGUGUUUUUAUUUGGCCCAUUUUAGCUCAUUGAAGGGUAGAUUACCCAGCUAUUGCAGGGCUAAAACAUUCACAAUGCUCUAGGGCAGGGGUUCCCAACCCAGUCCUGGAUUUAGUGAUUACUCUGUUGUGUCUAAAGUGUUUUUUGUUUUUUUCUUAAAACACCUUAGACACAACUGGGUAAUUCCUAAAUCUUGGACUGUUAGGGGUUACUUGAGGACUGGGUUGGGAACCCCUGCCCUAGGUGGUUCUGAAGUAUAUUGGGAUGUAUUGUUUUGUUAAGCCCGGUCUCAUAGAUGCAGCUUUGUCUUUUAGGUAAUCUGCUUGAAGACAAUUUCUCUGUUCUAAAGCAUUCCCCUCAGAUUUGUAUGUGUAUGUUAUGUCAAAAGUACAUUUCUUUGCGCCUUAGAGAGUCCAUUGCUGAACCAUGUUUGGUGGGUGCAUUUUUAUUUAUUUUAUUUUAUUUUUUUACAAAUGUGGAUGCAUUUUUUUUAUUGUGGGUUUCUAAAAACAGCCUGCAAACGUUCCAGAUCUCUAGUCUGCUGCAUUUGCAAGCCCUCCCCUUCUAACCCUGCCUGACUUCCUGUGGCUAUCCAAUCACACUUCUUAAUGAGAAGUCUUUGCAAUGCUCCACUGAGCUAGCCAAACCAGAAACCAAAUCAGUUGUCUGAUUGAAGGGGGGUAUAAGAAGAUUGAUUUAUAAAAGUGCCCAUUUGUCUUGAAACCUGCACUUUUUGUAAAUCGAAAAAAGGACAUUAUGGAGGUUAUUAGGAGUCUGGCGUGUCCCUUGUAGCGGCUUAAUUAUAUAUUUUUUAAUUAGUUUUUUUUUAGCAUUUUACAGUUGAUGAAUUAGUCUCCAUAUCAAUGCCAUAUGCAUAAUGUGUGUCCUUGGUUAAAUGAACAAAGACAUUCAGCUUGCUGAAGUGCUUUAGAGGUUUACAGUGUCCCCUUUUUCUCAAAAAGUUUUGGUUUUGUGAGGUGAAUCCUCUUACAGUUGUUUCCACAAUAAGUCCAGGUACUCAGUAAGGCUAUGCUUUGAUCAAGGAACAUAUUGUGGCCGAAACAAUGUCUUUUUGAUACUCAGUGCUCCUAUUAAAGUUAACCAUACACCACAAGCCUGAGUGCCCAGACUUAUUAUGGAAAUUGUGGCAAUGUUUCCUGUGAUCAUUGAUUAAAGUAACUCCAGCGUUCUAAAUAACAUUAAUUAAAUUGGAGUGUUAGCGAAUUUGCUUGGCUCCAUUUCCUGUUAAAAAAAAAAAAAAAAAAAGUUAGCUUUCCUCCAAUCCAUCAGUGUGUGAGCGUCUUCGCUGCAGCACUACUAGUACUUAUAAAUUCCUGACCAAUCAUGUGCUGAAUCCAAUGUUUCUCUAUGAGAAGGGCUGGGUCACUAUGCAGUCAGGACGAGCACCUUCCAGCCUUUAUGACACCAGGGAAGGGGUUACUUUAGAGCUUUAUAAAACUUUAUUAUAAAGUGUGAAACGAAGGACGCUAUCUUAGCUCUGAAGCAACUCAGUAAGUCAAAGUGCUUUAGGUGUCUGGAUGGCUCCUUUAAAUAGAACGUUUUAAAGGAUGAAACCUAUCCCUCUCCACGGAUUAAAUCUCCCUUUUAGGACCGUGCUCAGUGUGUUGCAGUGGUUUCAAUGAGCUCUGAUUUCAUGUCCAGCCAUCUCCCAUACUUAGGAUUGUUUUAUUUUCUAGAGCAUUUUUCGUAGCAUAUUGUUAACAGAACUUAAAGGUAUGAAACAAUGAGUCUUACUAGUCAGUGUUCCAGGGAUUCCAUGUGCCAACCUAAUUAAAAGCCCAAGGACCCAAGUCUGAGGCUUGAGUGACCUGGAUUAUACGUCUUUUAAAAGGAUUUAUUGUUCCCUCAGAAGAAAUAAUAGAACGUACACAAAGGCGCACAUUCCUGCACUGUGGUGAGCCCUGGAUUUUGUCUCUCCCUACUUUGCUUGUAAUAUUCAAGUCAUUGUGUGUCUGGCUAGUGUUAACCCCUCUGACAUAGACUGUGACAGCAGAUGGGAGCCAGUUGGUUAAUCAAGUCUGCCAACGUUGCUGUAUUCUGUGAAACUAGUCUUGCGCGUCUCAAACACAGUGCAAUCUCCACCAGCCUUUAACCCCUUAAGGACACACGACGUGUGACAUGUCAUGAUUCCUUUUUAUUCCAGAAGUUUGGUCCUUAAGGGGUUAAAAGCAAAAAUGCCUUUUCUGUAAAAGUACAGCCCUCUGUCCAUCCCUAACAUUUAAAGGGGGCAUUCCAAGCACCAUAACCAUUACAAUUGUAUUUGGGAUCAAUGGCGCGAGGUAGUUGUGAGUGACGUUAUAGAAUUGAUCAUCAAAUGUUUUUUUUUUAAUAUUCUUUAUUAUUGUUGUGCAAAGGUUUGACAGACAGGCUUGUUAUGCCGCGACAUUAAAUACAGGCAUUUCAAGAGGGAUAGUACUGUGGCAAGUAAGAAAAACUCAACUUUUUUUAUUAUUUUUUAAAAGUAGUAAACAAGCAGAAACAAGUUAUGUCAGAUAAUGGGAUUGCAGCAAGCAUAUUUGAAACAUAUUGUAUAGGCUGACAAUAACAUUGUCAUGGAAGAAAAAGUCUUGUAACAUGCUAAACUAUAAUUAUUUCUGUAGCUUUGUAGCCCCUGGGUACUAUUCGUAAGGUUAAAGCAGAUUUUAAGUUGAUGUUAAACUAACAUGCCCAUUGUGAGCUAGAAAAUAGACAGACUCCAUAACAGUGGCAGGAAUGUCUGCUAGAUUGGCCAGUACGAUAUGGGAUGUAUGCAUCCAAGGGAAGGAUCCCGCGUGGGCCAAUCCGGCUGUUACAACACUGCAGGUACAAGAUUAACAAGCUCCCUAAAGUGGUGCAUAUUGAUUAAUAGGGGCAUAGCCUUUCAAUGGUGCAGCACGGUGCUCUAGUUUAGUGUAGUAAGUGUGUUUGGACUAACCUGACAUGUUAACUACAAACAAUCUCACAAAAGAAAACACUAGUCAUGGUAUUAGAUAGUUAUGAGCAUCAAAUGGCUUGUUAGAAUAACUUGCAUUUGACUGGCAUAUAAACAUAUUGACAAUUAGAAAAUAAACAAUAACAAUUAGAAAAUAAAGACUCCCACUGAAGCUAGCAGCAGUGUUGUAAAGCUGUACUGUCUUAGAGAGACACUGCAAAGGUGUGAAGUAAAAUGAUCCUGAGCUAGUGACUGAACUUAUGCUCCUCUCAAAGCACUGAAUUAAACAUAUUAUGCAUUGGAAAUAGACUGAGCAUUGAGGGGUCCAUUGACUUUGCCUGGCACUACUUAACCAAUGCCCAUUAAUGGCAGGCUGCUAUCCCUGGGGAGUAUGAGUCCACCUUUCUGCAGGUGAGGGCACCACCUAAUCCAAAUGCCUGUGCACUCCUGUUCUGUGCCGACUAAAUAACCACUUAGUCCAGCUUAGUCGGACUACGGCUUCGGUGCUGUCUCCAUGCUCUUGAUCGGUGUUGUCUGGUGUGACGGAGCGGCUUGCGAACGUAGAUUUUGCUCCCUCUUGAGUGCUGCGCCGGAAAGCAAUGGUGAAAUGGUAAGGUGAGUGUUCGGUGGUGUUGUGCAGCAUUGUGCUUCGGUGCCUGAACAGUCCGCCAGUAGGACAUUUGGCAAGAUGGACUCGCCUCCAUGUGGGGCUGUAAACUAGCGCCUGAUAUGUGAACUGCAGCAUCAGCCGCAAUCUCCUUUGUGGCAGGUAAAUCAGGGCGAGUGUGUCUGUGUUCCAAGCGCCGCCAGAAUUCAUGGCAGACGCGAUCUAACCGAGCCUCAAAGCUCUCUCUCCAGGUCAGGAUCUCUGGGCCCUCUUGAGACUGCAGGGGUUAUUGCUUGGUGGCCAUCUUGAGCCCGGCAUGUGGUCUUCUUUCAAGCUGUGGAGUCUCUUGCUGUAGAAAUGUGGAUUUCCCCAGCCGGGACUGGGAUAACCCCCACCGAUCCAGAGGGGGGGGAUGUGGGGAGGUUGGCCGCAUUCCACGCUAGGCCGCCUAAAUUGAGUGUGGUAUAUCUUGACAGAAGUACAAGAAAUGUAUAUCCACGAGCCCCCACUCGAUUCAGCAACGAGCUAUUGGUGUACAGGGCUGCAAUAAUCACGAUUGUGGCCAAUAUUUAGCACUGUUUUGUCAGAGCUCUCUGCAAACAUGUCUAGCUAGCUCGACUGUCAGGCCCCGCUUCUUUCAUCAAAUGUUUUGAUCUUUUCCAAUAUAAAAAUGGGAGUUUCUCUGUAUCCAAAGUACUCUCCGUCUGCCAAAUUGAUAAUGGGGAGAUUUCACAUCCUCAUUAUCCAUCCAACAUGUAUAAAAGGGUAAGCAGGGUUUGCAUUCCUGAAUUAUUAACCCUUCUGGCUUUGCAGAAUUGAGACAGGCUCGCUGGGUAACACAGUGAGUAUGGAGUGUAUCCCUUUAUGUUCAUCACUAAUUUUUCAAAUACUACUGAUCUAAAGAAAGAUGCUUCCUCUUUAAACUCUUUUUCUUUUACAAAAAUCUUUGAUGUAGGAUUUAAGGCACCUCCAAAACUUUACAGUAAUCAAAAUGGGCCAUUAAAGCAAUCUCUUGUUAAACAGAGUGAAAUUAAAUAUGAAAAAUUACAUGACUUGGAAUUAUCCAGACUGCCCGCCCUUCCCCCCCUUUCCUGGGUUCUACUUAGGUUUUUUUACAGGUUUUUUCCUUAUGAAUGCUCUGUAUUAGUCCCAUUAAAUUGCAGUUAUUUGUGGUUAUUUCAUGCAAAAAAACUAUUUGUUCACCAACUGGUUAUAGUCAAAUUAUGAACAAUGAAAACAAUUGCAAAUUUAGAGCUAAAAGGAAGCUGUGUAGGGGAACAUUUUCAAGACACUAUAUUUGCAAAACUUUAACAUCACUGUUUAGUGAAUAAACCAAUUGGGAUCGGGUCUAAUUCCGAAAAUACUGAACUAUCUCCAUUAAUUUAUGUAGAAAAAAAAAUUAACAAUUAAAACAUAAUACAAAAGAAUCAGAGCCCAGGGAUAUACUUCAGACAGCUUUGGAUAUUGAAAGUGAUGGCUUGUUAUACGCACAAAAAGCUGUAUUAUUGUGCUUUCAGUUGGCUCACGAGCCAAGGAACCCUGGUGUUGGGUACAUGUGUCCAUUUGUCCAUUUAAACAGCUUCUAAUAAUGUUUAUAAUAGGGGGGCUGUUGUGUUUAACAGUCUGCUUAGCAAUUGUGGUUGAAAGAGCAGUUUUGCCAUUUCUUUAUAUGUUCUGCUCUGGUUGGUGUGUCCAAUUGUCAAAAAGUGAGGUGGAAUAGGUUUUUUUUUUUUUAUAAUAAGGCUAAAGAGUAGAUUGGUGGUUUCUUUCCAGUGAGCUUUUCUCAGGAGAAGUCGACCAUACAUGUAUGUGUAUAAUUACUAAUGCAGAUCGGUGGCACUUUAUGGUUGACACAGAAAGGGUUUUUCAGUAGUGUGAAUUGUUGGGAAUUCAAAGUAAGUUUCACAUUAUAGUCCAAUAUAGCCUUUGCUGACUUGGAAACUUGUAGCCUCAAAUUUGAAAUUCACUUUGAAUUAACAGCAAUUUAUACUACUGAAUAAUCCAACUUUUAGUUUCAAAAAACAAAAACAAAAACCAUUUUUAAAAUAUGUGAAAUGCUUGGGGUAAUUUUCUUGUGGGCUCUUUAUUUUCUAUUAAUUUCUGACUUAUGAGCCAAAUAGCUUUUUUUCCCCCACUUAGAUUUCUUGUGAUCUCAAAACAUGUGAACCGCAAAAAGCACUUUGUCAGAAAAUCUGUUUUUGUGUCCGCCAGUUUUCAAUUUCCUGCAUCUGUUAUUCACAUGUGAGGGAGAGUGAAAAUAUUAUUGCGAUGGGAAAAUCUCAAGGUUUUAUAUAGGCAUAGUUCUUUCAGUCCACCUCAUGUACUAGUUAGUCCAAGAUUCUGAAUUCCUGAUUUGUGUUUCCCGGGGUAUACAAAUCUGGACCUCCAGUUGUGAAUAAACUACAACACCCAUGACCCUUGGUAAACAAAUGACUGGACACAGACAGCCCAAGAAUCCCAGGUGAUGUAGUUAUUUUUGCUAUUGGGCCAGUAGUGCAUAUGUUCUUUCUUCUUGUGGGGUAGCACAGUUCUGAUUUGUAGCCUGCCUGUGGAUGACAAAUGCUGACUAAGGGUCAUGGGUGUUGCAGUUCAGUCACAGCUAGACAGCUACCCCCUUACAUGCUGUAAAAACGUCAGCCUGACCCUGAAAAAUAUCUGGGCUCUUCACGAAAUUAGCAUGUGGCAGGAAAUCAAGGGAUAUUCAAUACUGGCUGACUUUGAUUUUCUUUUUUCCUUUUCAUAAAUCUCUAUCUUUUUUGUGUGUGUGUGUGUGUGUGUGUGUUUUAGUUCCCCCCACAGAGUACGGCAACGCCUGAGGAACAGAAAGUGUUUGCGCUGUGGUCCUGCGGUGAUGCCUUUGACAAGGUAAAUGCACUUUACGGUGGAUAUUGUUUUUCAGAAGAUGUAACAUUUUAUACCAGAUAUCGCUGCACUGGAGUAAAGUUAAACGGGGGCCUGUUAAAAACACAAUCCCAGGUUAUUUUACCAUUAGCACCUGUUUAUGGCACUAAUCACGCAUGUUGUUUUUCUGUGUAGCUGAGGCAGGCCCUACUUGAGCUCUUCUCUAAAGGUCACCGAAUGCGCAGAAACCACAUCCAGACACAGCUGAGCCAGGAGUUUGGAGACGGCCUCAGUAAACAGCAGCUGGACAAGGUGUUGAAGGUACGACAUGUGAGGAGUUAAACCCAUUUGUAAGCACAGCUUGGACAAACUGUUUAAUUGGCUUAUCAGCUCAGUGAUGUGUGCUUACCAGACAAGUGCCCCUAUAGCAACUCCUGUACCAGGGAUACCACCUCACAGCCUCUUAAAGCAGGCCCUUUUAACCUUUUAGGAGCUGUGUGUGUGUGUAUAGAGCACAGUCACUGGGAUGUGUCAAACGUAAUUCUUAAAGUGUAACUUCCUAAAGACAUGUUUACUGGGGUGAAGAGUGCAACAGAGGAUGUUUAUUUUAAAAAAAGACAAAAAAAAACCCACCGCACAUCUGUCGAGUGACAUCUCAUCAUAAGGCUCCAUGUGCAAUCAUGCAAUCGAAAAGAAAUGAAGGUAGAGCACAUGCAUUUCUUCAAUCGGGGGUGUGAAUGUACAGCAUUGUUAGGGUUAUAUUGAUUUGCUUGGAAUGGUCUGGCUGUGCCAAAUAGCGUAAACUACAAAUUUAAAAAAAUCAGAGACCCGCGAGCAGAGGGCAGGAUGGCUCAUUUGAAAUGUAACUCUUUGUUUUGAAUAGCCGUCUAAAUUCUAGCUCUAUCCUGAAUGGCUGGAAAUUUCAAACUGUGGUCAGUGACCUGAAACUGCAUCAACUAAAGCAUGUAACCUUAAAAAUCUAUUAUUUUUUUUUUUUAUAAUGUUUGAAAAUAACAUUCUAAGUUUAGAUUACUGGGGCUCCCCUUGUUGUUAGAUAUUUGUUUUGUUUUUUAAAGGGACACUGUAGGCACCCAGACCACUUCACCUCAUUGAAGUGGUCUGGCUGCAAUGUCCAAUGUCACUUAACCCUACAGUGGUAAUUAUUGCAGUUUCUGAGAAUUAUUACCUUGCAGGGUUAAGUCCUUCUCUAGUGGCUGUCUACAAGACAGUCACUAGAGGGACUUUCAGGUGCUUAGAUGACUUUUGGCUGUCUAAAUAAAGUUGGACGUCCUCACGCUAUGCAUGAGGACCUCCAGCAUCACUGGAAUCUCCAUAGGAAAGUAUUGAUUAAUGCUUUCCUAUGGGGAAAUCCUAAUGCCAGCGGCCAUUGCUGCGCAUGCACACUAGGUCUCCCCUGCCGGCUGACUGUGGGAGGAGCCUGACCCAGCACCAAGGGACAUUGACGCUGGAUUCACGUAAGUGACUGAAGGUGUUUUAACCCCUUCAGCGCCGAGGGGGGGGGGUAACUUUAGCACUAUAUAAUCCAUUUAAAUGAAAAAAUAUUACAAAGCUAGUCUCAACUCCUUCUCUAGUGAAGUCAUUAAUUCUAAUGACUUUUGCCCAAUCCUGUGCUUCUCACAGCUGGAAGUUUCAUUGAGCCAGUGCAUUUAGUGCUGUCUGUCUGGUAGCUACUAAAGGUGCAGUGUAUGCAAAUAUAAACAUUGCGUUUUGUCAGAAACAGCAAAACUUUACAUUGCAAGUGAAAAGGGACGGGAUCUUUUGACCUAAACCACUUUCGUUAGAUAAAGUGGUUGUGGUGGCUUUAUAUCCAACGGAUGGCUGUACAGUUUAGGGUUAAUGCAUUAGUUUCAGAGUAAUUACCCUAAAUAGUCAGUGAGUUUAUUACAAAUUGUGUGUUUUCUGUUCCCAUUUAGGAGUGUGAUAUGAUAUUCUGUUAGAAAACAAGUUCUCAGGCUGUGCCUCAAUAACUGCAGCUGUAUCGAAAGCCACACGUGUACAGACCUGUGGCCCCAUAGGGCUUACAGCAUAAAUUGGGUGUCUGCGAAUCCGAGCAGAAAUGUAACUCGAAUAAAGGUUUCGCUUAGUCACGCGAUUUUAAUAGGAUUUUAAUUCUUAACUCUCUUCACAGGACUGCUGUGUGUGUUACGGAGGAAUGUGGUAUCUUAAAGGCACCGUGCAGUCGUGACAAUGACAGCAAAACGGCAGAAAACCAAUAACAAAGUGACGCAGGCACAGAGUGGGCGGCCCCUGCCCUGGAUUGUGAAGGACCGGUUAUAGCCUCACACGAAAAUGAUAUCAAGGGCACAGGGGCACGUAUGUGUGUGCGGACUGAAGACAGAGUGUUCCUAGCAGGCAAUAUGUUCUUCUGGAUUAUUUAAUGUAUUUUGGAUUUUAAACAUCAUAUUUUUGUCAAAACCUGAUUAAAUCUAAGCAGAAGUGCACAUGCCCAGUGGGUAAUAUGAGAACUCAUGGAAAUUUAGUUUUUUGAAACUGUGCCAUCAUGAUGAUGAGGAUUAAUUUUUUUAUUUUUUAUUAUUAUUAUUCCAGUUGCUUUUGGCCAAUUCAAAACAAUCUUCUGUUGAAAUAGAAAUUCCACAAGCCAUAUUUUACUAAACAUGAUCUCCAAAGUAACAGAUUUAAAGACCUAGGCUGUUACUGCUGUCCAUUGAUACAUUAUUUUGCAAGCCUGGUCAGUUUGUUAAUGGGUUAAAGCCUUACGACCCAGUAGCAUGAAAUUCUUUUCCCCCUCUGUAAUUGAACGUCUACUCUAGUCCAACCAUUUUGUCAUGCAGUCAAUAUUUAAAAAUGUAUUUAUGCAUCUUAUUAAAGAAGCCCACAUUGUAAAAUGUCUCUUUUUUUUAUUCUUUUGCAGUUAUUUGCUUCCCAAUAAAUAAAAUAUUCACCUUUAAUUGUCUUCCAAGUAUCAGGAAGAGUAUUUUCUAGGCAGUGGAGUACAUUGCAUCCUUCUGCAAGGAUUAAAACAAGUCUCUUGGAAAAUAUUUAUUACGUUGAAUAAAGAGGAACAUUCGAGCAAUAAAAACAAAUAUAUUUAAAUCAGAUUAGUUCCUUUUUUUGUUUCGAUUUCAGCCUGUCCAUUGUUAAAAAAAUAAAAUUAAUAAAUAAAACAAACUUGCCUUUAAUCAAAAAUGUAGUCCAUAGUUUGAUUCGCCCACAAUGAGACCAUAAUGCUUGAUGAUCUGAGGUCCAACACUUCUCACAUUUGCCACACUUUGUACAACCAGUGGGUCUCAUAGAGAAGCAUCAAACCAAGGCUCCUCUAUAAAGAAGCAUGAGCCACAUUUGGCGGUGUCAUGCUACACAUACUGAUGGCAAAUGUCAAGACGUUCAAAAAUCAAAGGUCUUAUGGUGGAAGCAUAUUUAGUGACUGUUUAUCUGACCGCCACUAGAAGCAUGUUUUCGGCCAAACAUUGCCAUUACAUUGUCUAAGGCAGGGGUGCCCAGAUGUUGUAGAACUACAACUCCCAUGAUGCUUUGAAUGUCUUUAGAAUGACAAAGCAUCAUGGAAGCUGGGGAUCUACCUUUUGUGCACCCCUGGUCUAAGUAAUGUUAUCGUCCCUGUGCACAAAAGCCAUUUCAUUAAAGGGACACUAUAGUACCCUGAGGGUGCCCCCACCCGCGGCGCUGAAGGGGUUAAAACUCCUUCAACUACUCACCCUUCUCCCCCGCCGACGUCACCAGCGUGAAAUGCGCAUGCGCGGCACUGCUCCGCGCGCAAAAUGUCCAUAGGAAAGCCUUUUUCAAUGCUUUCCUAUGGACGCUCUGCGUGAUUGAGGCAUAAUAUGAGAGGCUGGCUUAACCCCAGAUGUAAACAUAGCAGUUUCUCAGAAACUGCUAUGUUUACAUCAGGCAGGGUUAACCCUAGAGGGACCUGACACCCAGACCACUUCAUUGAGCUGAAGUGGUCUGGGUGACUAUAGUAUCCCUUUAAAAAGGACACC
Molecule: messenger RNA, 41453 nt
Organism: Pelobates cultripes (western spadefoot toad)
Lineage: Eukaryota; Metazoa; Chordata; Amphibia; Anura; Pelobatidae
Source: the annotation of a GenBank genome assembly